AUGAAGGCUACUGUAGGCUUUUUUGCCUUGGCAGCCUUAUUCUGCCUUGCCGAUGCAGGCAGAAUCUCGGUAUCCAGAGGAAAGAAUGUUACUAAAAUUGAUGAUUUGUGCGCGAGAAUGCACAACAACACUGCUCUCGAAGGAUCUUCGCCAUUGAUGAUGAUGCAGGCGACCGCCUACGAGUGUCAGAAGAAAUGCGUGGACAUCUUCCCAGAGUGCUCGGCAGUUGUCUACUACUACUUGCAUAAUGAGACAAAGAAACAUUUCUGCUACCUGUUCUCUGAGAACUCCGUUCUUGAAAAGGUUGACCUGGUUGAGCAGAAGCCAGAAAACAAAAAGGAUAUCGUUCGCAUGUUGGAAUUGGUCGUUGAUUGUCACCAAUUUGAUGCUCACCCACCAUUGGAGGAGGACGGAUUGGCUUCGUCCACCGAUAAAGUUGACAGAAAGAAGAGACAACAAGGAGAUGAAGCUGUGCAAGGAGUCGGAGACUGGACUGACUGGUCUCAUUGCACUCUUAAUGGACACGAGGUGCGCUCGCAAGCUUGUGAAUACGGAAGAAAGAUCCAACGUCGUGGAUGUCCAGCUCGUUCCGCUCCACAGAGAAUUCCAGCACCACCAGCUCCACAAUUCCCACCACGUGCACCACAGUACCCAAGCGGUCAGCAACAACAGCAACAACAACAACAACAACAACAACAACGAGAGCAACAACAGAGAGAGCAACAACUCCGUGAGCAUCAAGCACGUCUUCAGCAACAACAACAGCAACAACCACAACUUCCACAGAGACCACCACAACAGCCACAAUCUUUCUCUGGAUCACACGAGCUUCAACUUCAGCUCCAAAGACAGCAACAACAGCAACAACAGCAACAACAACAACAACAACAACAACAACAGCAGCAACAACGUCCACAACCACAAACCACAACCACAGCAACCACCACACCCCAACAACCACAACAACCACAACAAGCACCUCAACUCGAGCGUUCCCCACUAGACCAGCAUGCUCAACUCUACCAACAAAGAAUGUCUCAAUACCGUGAAAACUACAACCAGAGACAUCCAGCUCGUCCAAAAGCCGAUCCAUGCCCAGGAGGUUAUUGUGCUCCAGUUCCACAAGCUCCACAACAAGAACGCCCAACGCCACCACCAGUUCUUGCUCCAGUCAUCAACACCGCCACUCAGCCACCAUUUCCACAACCAUACCCUACCAGAUACCGUCCAGCUCCACCACCACCGCCAGCAUGUGACGGACAAGGAUGUGUUAACCCACCAGUUACUUCUGGAGUCUGGCACGACUGGUCUGAUUGGUCUGCUUGCUCUUGCACCUGUGGAGACGGAGCCAAGUCUAGAAGACGUGAAUGCUCUACCAACAACUGCCAAGGAGCUGACUUUGAAACUGAGCCAUGCAACAUGGGACCAUGCCAAACCUGGUCAGAAUGGUGCGAGUGGUCUACUUGCUCUGCUAGCUGCGGAUCUGGACAACGCGAAAGAACUCGUUUCUGUCAUCUUGGAACCAACAGGUGUGAAGGAAAAGAUUACGAAUCUGAACAAUGCAGUUCUGGACCAUGCCCAGAAUGGUCUCAAUGGGAAGACUGGGGACAAUGCUCUGCUACCUGCGGACAAGGAGUUGCUGUUCGUCAACGUACUUGCCUCGGAGGAGUUUUCGGAGAUCAUCUCUGCCCAGGACCAAAGACCGAACAACGCGCGUGUGAUGGUGGACCAUGCUCUUUGUGGUCUCCAUGGCAAGAGUGGUCUACAUGCUCUGCUUCAUGCGGAUCCGGAAUGAAGAGAAGACAACGUGUCUGCCAAUUCGGAACUGAUUGCCAAGGACCAAAUGAGGAAAGCCAAUUCUGCUACGGACCACCAUGCGCUGAGUGGACCGAGUGGUGUGAGUGGUCUGGAUGCUCUUCCAAGUGCGGACCAGGACAAAGAACCAGAACUCGUGGAUGCUUGGGACCAAAUGGACAGGAAGCCACUACUUGCCAAGGACCAAGUAUUGAAACCACUCUUUGCGAGGGACAAUCUUGCUGCAACUGGUCUGAAUGGUGCCAUUGGUCGAUGUGUGACAAGGAAUGCGGAGGUGGACAGUCUAUCCGUACUCGUACCUGUUUGAACGGAGCCGGAAGUCCAGACGCAUCCUGCCACUGCGACGGACCGGAUCGUGAAGAAAGAGAAUGUAACUCUCAAAGUUGUGCCCCACAAUGUGCUUGGAACACCUGGUGCGAAUGGAGUCCAUGCUCUACUCAACUUGCCUGUGAAGUCGGAGUUCAAAACAGAAGCCGUCAAUGUGUUGGCGAAUCUGGAUGCCACUGCAUCGGACUUGCCGAGGAAUCUCAACAAUGCCGUGGAUUGACUCCAUGCCCACCAAAGGCUCCAUGCUAA
Molecule: messenger RNA, 2391 nt
Organism: Caenorhabditis remanei
Lineage: Eukaryota; Metazoa; Nematoda; Chromadorea; Rhabditida; Rhabditidae
Exons: 9
Coding region: 1-2391 (796 amino acids)
Source: RefSeq, a predicted model, not a curated record